This is a messenger RNA of Iphiclides podalirius (scarce swallowtail), 378 nucleotides long. Lineage: Eukaryota; Metazoa; Arthropoda; Insecta; Lepidoptera; Papilionidae. The record is from the annotation of a GenBank genome assembly.
AUGAAUCUGGAGAGGCGAUGUGUCAUAGCGGAGCCCCACAACACGUCGCUGGUCGGCACCACAAAUUCGCGUGGAUAUAUUUCGGUCCAGCCUGCAUCGGGCGCCACUCGUAUAGAACGACCGAGCUAUUUAUUCGAGGCGUGCCUCAUGUUAGGCGCAUGCUCAACUGGAGGGGUGUCCUUCAACGCGUCUCCGGGCGCAUGGCAUGCACCGCAGACGAAGAUAAGGCGGGUCAGGCAGCAGGAAGCGGCGGCAUCAAACGCGCCACGUAAAGAUAACGGGCAUUGGGAAAUCGUUUACGUUGGACGCCAAAUGUCGGUCUGGCGUUGCGCCGCAGUUGAACGAUCGCGUUAUUUAACUGGCUGGUGGCCUCUUUUG